Messenger RNA from Trichoderma aggressivum f. europaeum, 768 nucleotides. RefSeq lists its product as uncharacterized. The transcript is spliced from 4 exons. The record is from RefSeq and is a predicted model, not a curated record. NCBI's taxonomy places the organism in Eukaryota, Fungi, Ascomycota, Sordariomycetes, Hypocreales, Hypocreaceae. The coding region runs from base 1 to 768 and encodes 255 amino acids.
AUGUCCUUUGGUUUCGGAAUAGGCGACUUUAUCGCUGUGGGGGAGCUUUGCUGGAAGCUCUACUCGCAAGUCUACAAGGUCUCUAGAGAUGCGCCCGAAGAACUUCGUGGCCUAAAUCAAGAGCUAGGAAACCUGCACAACACCAUCCAGCUGCUAGUCGAGGAACUCAAGGACGAAGACUCAGUGCUGAAACGCUCCGGAGAUGUUCGAAUUAACCUUGUUAAUCGCGUCAUGUUGCAAUCAGAAGAAACGCUCAAAAAGAUGCAGCAGCUGUCCAAGCGUUAUGCGGAGCUCCAAACGCCAGCUAAGGGGCAAGGAAAACGACUCAAUCCGCGCAUUUAUUGGGAUCGAUUAAAGUACUCACAGGAGCUUCACACUAUCAACGAUCUACGCACCAAAUUAAUGCUUCAUAACUCUCAACUCACCCUCACUUUGCAAGGUGCUCAAAAUUCAUCUUUGGAACGUAUAGAGAAACAAAAUACGCAGACCGACAAAAAGCUAGACGAGCUACGGCGGCUUCUCCUGUCUGAUCACGCCUCGCGGGAUCGACCAAUGCUUACAGUGCCACUGGACACAAAUGCUCUCAUGGAAUUGACGGAUGCGUUUCUACAAAAAGCAGAGUUUGACAAUCGGCCUUGGGCAUCGAUUGGUAUUGAUAGCUGGCUUCAAAUAGGGCAAUGGUGGCUCAUGAAGAGUCACAACUGGGGGCCGCUCCACAGUCUCAUGAAGAUCAUGCUACGUACAACCAAGGGUACACAAAUCUCUUAA